Molecule: messenger RNA, 1483 nt
Organism: Chelonus insularis
Lineage: Eukaryota; Metazoa; Arthropoda; Insecta; Hymenoptera; Braconidae
Gene: bc10
Product: BLCAP apoptosis inducing factor bc10
Exons: 2
Coding region: 345-587 (80 amino acids)
Source: RefSeq, a predicted model, not a curated record
AGAAUAGCCAUCUGUAUUGUUAUUCAUUCUCAUUGUUAUUAUAAGAGUCUUCCGUCAUGAUAUGGUUGAAAUUAAAUUAUUCGUCUUCAAUGCCAAAGAUUGUGAAUAGUUAUAGAGAGCAGUUGCAAUGAAUAAGAUUUUGAAGUGAAUCAAAUUCAGUGUUUAUUAAUAAAUAUUAUUAUUCAUUAAACAGUAUUCAAUAUGUGUAAUGUUAUUGUGGACUCCUCUAGAUAACAUUGCUAAAAAUAAUUAAUCAAUGACAGAAGUAAUAAAAAGAAUUCGCAAAAAAUUUUUAUUUCAAGAGUAAUAUAAACAUUCUGUCGCUAUCAGUCAGAAAAAACAGCAUGUAUUGUCUACAGUGGUUGCUACCAGUUUUACUGAUACCAAAACCAGUAAACCCGGCAUUACUACAAACACAUGUUAUGUUUAUGAUACUUUACCUCAUCGGAUUCUUUCUAGAAAGACGACCAUGCAUCAUUUGCAGUCUAGUAUUUUUUAUUGCAGUCUCCUUAAUUUGCUAUAGUGGUUUAGGAAACUGUUUAUUUUGGAGUACUAACUGCGACUUGGUGAAAUGUGAUAGUGAUUGACAAGUACAGUUGGCGAAUAAUAUUUCUGAACUUAAUUAAGAAGAAUGAACAUUAUAUUAAGUUCGAAGGACGAUGACAUGUAAAAGCUUACGUUACACUUGCUGCAAUAUGUACAUAAAUUAAAUGUUAACGUAAUGAAUAUCAUAGACGAAGAAUGAAUCAUGAAUAACUUAAAUGUGUGGAAUUUUGAGUGAUGCAGGCAAGCCAAAAGUAGCUUUCAUUGUAAAUAUUUCAUAUGUAGUACAAUUGAAUCCUAGAAUCAUCAUUAAUGAAUUCAUGACUUAUGAACGUCAAAAUUGUAAUGGCUUAUUUGUUCAUUGAUCCGCUAAUUGAUAAAUUGAUCCAUCCAAUGCAAUGAUUGUAUGCUUCCUGAACCAAAAUCUACACGAUUGAUUAUGUAUUAAUUUCUCAAGAUAUCAUUUAAACUAAAAAUUAAUCAUCACUCAAUCGAUUGAUAAAGUUAUUUUUCAUUCUUAUGUAAAUAAUUUGACUUAUGUAUAAUAUACUGCCCUUAUUUCAUUUAUCAAGUUUAUACUUAUGAUAUGUAUCUUUUGAAGCUAAAUAAGUAUGAUGAAAAUAUAGUUACAAAUACACUGUUACAGCGGAUUUUGUAUGGUAUUAGAAUUAAAUGUAGUAUUUGAAGGAAUUGAUGUAAAUAUUCUAAUUAUGCAAAGAAAAUAAGAAAAGAUUCAAUCGCUUUGAUAAUAUACUUGCUUCAUCUUGCAGUAUAUUCAUUGUAUUCAGGAACUGUAAUCAUAUGUACAAAAAUGGAAAUUGUAAAGUUAAAAUUUUUAGAUGCCGUUUAUAAUAAUUGCUGUGAAAAUCAGAACAGACUUCAACAACAAUAAUAUAAUGGAUAGUUAUUAUAAGAAAUAAAAAUAUUUUUUUAACAAUUU